UCUGAAAAAAAAUCUAAUCGGAUGCUAUACUUGGCGAGAACACCAGAGGGCGGGAACGUUUCUCCCGCGCGCUCGCGCUGCAGUUCAUGCGCGAGAGAAACCAACGGCUCCAGAAAACAAUCAAGCAGCGCUGUGCUCCAAACACAGAAGGAUGUCAGACUCGGACGACUCGGAUCUGGAGGAGCGAGCAGACGUGGUGCUUCACAGAACCAAGAUUAUCUAUCAGAGCCAGUUCCCCUACAUCCACAUGGAUCCGCCCGACGUCAUCUACGAGCGCUGGAGCAGGAUCAAGCCCGAGGUGAAGAAGCACGUGGGUCAUCUGAUGCAUGUGUCUGUGUUCUGGUGGCACAUCCUCCUGAGACAGCAGGACAAUCACCCCACCACCUUCUGGGCCGUGGAGAUGGGCUUCCUGGACUCCAAUGUGUCAAAUGAUCUGAGUCUGAAGAGGCUUGAGAAGAUUGAGAUUCUGGAAAGCAUUCUGGAUGCCAUGGAGAGAGGCCUGUCUCACUCGGACACGGAGACGAAAGCCCGAGCCGUGGUGUCCCUGAGCAGACUGUUCUCUGCGGACGAGGACUGUUUGCCUGAAGCCAUCGGUUGGCUGCGGGACUCUGGAGCUCCAGACAUCGGUAAGAAGCUGCUGGAUCUGGGAUCGGUGGAGAUCCGCUACCGGACGCUCUGCUUCGUCUUCAGCGAGUAUUCACGUUAUCUUCAGGUGAUUUCCUGCAGUAAGAAGAAAGCCAUCGAGGAGCUGAAAUCAGAGCCGGACUCUUGGACUUUAUUGAAAAGCGAAGAUAUGAAGAACAAAGGAAAUGAGCAAUUUCAGAAGAAGAAAUAUGAUCUGGCGUUGAAGUGGUACACCAAAGCCAUUAAAUACCACCCCUGUAACCACAUCCUGUACGGGAACAGAGCGCUCUGCUUCAUUCGCUCGGAGAAAUACCUGAAAGCACUUGGAGACGGAAAGAGAGCCAUUAUAUUACAGCCAGACUGGGCCAAGGGUCACUACCGCUUCUGUGAUGCUCUGUUCUAUCUGGGGGAGCAUCAGAGAGCUCUGAGGGCCAACCGUGUGGCUCUGGACGCCUGCGGCGCGGACCCCGACGGACACCGAGACCUGCAGCAGCAGCACGAGCGCUUCCUGACCGAGCUGCAGGAGAGCACAGAGAUCAAGACCAAGAGAACUGAACCCAAGAAAACUCCUUCCAAAAGCAGGUUUGUGCUCGUUGUAUCACACGCGGCCAGUGAUUCCUCAGGUCUUCAUCAGAAACCCAGUCAUCAGUCUGAAGCGACGUCUCAGUCUUCAGUCCAGGAGAGAGCGGAGUCUGGAAGCUGGAAGCACCAGGAUGAAGCUGCAGGUAAUUCAGGAGCUCGAGUGUUCACUGAAGGACGAGCUGACCGAGUCAAAGACAUAAAGAGUGAAAUGAGUCCACGGAAGAAUAAGAGAUCCUCAUCUGCUGUCCCAGAGAAACCAGCGGUCCGGAGCAAACACCCCCCGGUCCCAGACACACCGAGCCCUCCAGCGGAGGACGAGAGCGCAGCGGGGAGGAGGAAGCGCUUCUGUGCUGCUGUCCAGGAGGCUCACACGGCUCUGAGUGACCAGCGCUGUAGAAACGCUCAGCAGUCCUUCUCUGUGGCGCUCCGGAUCCUGGAGUCCAGCGGGACCUCGGAGCUGGGCUUGACAGAGCUGGAUAAAUCUGUGCUGAUGUAUGGAUAUGCCACGGCUCUGCUGGAAAUCGGACAGCCUGAGGAACUGAAUGAAGCUCAGCGGUUGUUCACCAAAUUAGAGUCGUCAGAGAGGAAGUUUCAGUCGCUGGUGCAUUAUGGGAUGGGCAGAGUUUACCUGAAGGAGAACAGAUUUCCUAAAGCUCUGGAGUGCUUCACUAACGCACAGCUGAUGAUCCAGAGACACAUCACACCUGGAAAACUCACCUGGCCGACCACCAAAACUACAGUAGAGGAAACACAGCCGGCCUGUCUGCAGGAACAUCUGGAGAACUUGAUAGAGGUGUGUAAGUUUCCUCCUAAAGCAGACGCGGUCUGCCGGUAUCAGCACUGCCUCUCUCACACGGUGGAGAUCUACUUCAGCGAUCCAGACUUUAAGGGCUUCAUCCAGCUGAUCUGCUGUCAGAGCUGCAGAGUCCAGUUUCAUAUGAGCUGCUGGAAGAAGCUCAAAACACUUUCAUUCUCUGAUAAGAGUGACAAGGAUUUUCUAAAAGAUUUGUGUUUUACGCCAGACUGUGGAGGUCAGGUCUGUCACAUUGUAAUAUAUUGCUCGACGGGGCUGAUAAAGUGUGAGUUUAAAACAUCUAUUCCUAAAGUCAAACCUGUUGGACGAUUGAGAAUCAAGCAGCAAUGUACAAGUAUUAAGAAGUUGAGGUCUAAAAAUGAAGGAAAGCUUCGGCGGAAACAGCAUCAGUUGGAGACACAUUCUGCCCGUCAAGAGAGAAAGAGCGUAACGGCUGCAGACGACCCUAAAGACCCCACGGCAGAGAGAGGGACACCCACAGACUGUAUUUAUAUGGACCGUGUUUUACAUCAAAUUCAUGAUAACAGAGGACUAUUUAAAGAAGAGUCAGUGAAUAUUUCUUGUAUUUUGGAUCAUCUGCGGCCGUGGCUGGAUUUAUUUGAGAGUAAAGGACACGAGAGUGUGUUAAACAGCCGUAGAGAGCCUGGAGCUCUGUGGGAGCUGGUGGAUCUUCUGCUGGAGUCCAGAAACCGUGUCUGGGCUCGAGUCUUUAUCCAAACGCUCAGCAUGACGCUUCAUAUCAAACCCAGACUGCAGCUUUGGGCUCAGCAGCUGGAUAACGCUGGUCUGAAAGCUGCGCAGUCGUUCAUCAGUCGUCACAGCUCUCUUCUGGAGGAGUUGGAGCUGAAGCCUCUUCUCAGCUUCACACCGCUGCAGGAGACGCUCAUCCAGACGUUCGGCAGCGUUACACAGUUAUUCGAGCGUGAUGGUUUAACUGUAAUGGAGUAUUUAAGACAGGCUCCGGCUAAAGACAUGCGUCUGUUUAUUUGGACUCUAGAGUCGAAUCGAGAGCGCUAUCACUCCUGUCACUUCAUUCUCCAUCAAUAUUUUGAAGACGAUGCUGUUUGUUUAGUCAUUAAAAAGACGGAUGAUGAUGAGCACAUGAGCUCAGUAUUUAAGAGUAAAAACAGGCAUCGUAAGAAGAAGCAGAAGGAGUUGAAGUCUGUGUUUGUGCUGUCUGGGAUGAGAGGUGGACAUUCCAGGGAUGAGGAGGAUGAGGAAGAGGAACUCUUCUCUGAGGAAGACUCUCUGAUGUUCCUGAAUAGCAUGGAUCCGUUCAGCGUUCCCGAACACCUGCGAGGACAGCUGGAGGAGUUUGAGGAGCAGUAUUCGGGAUCAUCACACCGGAGCCAUUACCAGAGGAUCCUGGACAAUAACCCUGACCCCACUAAAGAGAGUUUAUACGAUUAUUUUGCUCAGAUCCUGGAGGAGCACGGUCCUCUGUGUGCGUCUGACCCGCUGAUGAUGGGCGAGCUGGAGAACUUUCCUCCGGAGGCGCAGCAGAAGAUCUCAGACGCUGGAGGACUCGAGUGCUUCCUGCUGGGGUCUCUGCGCUUCGUCCUGAUGGAGGAGCUGAUCGGGCUGAUGAAGCACGCCGUGUCUCUGACAGACCCCGCUCCGUCACACCUCAACCCCUCGGCUGAAGAGUUCUGGCCUCUCACAGACUCCCUCAGCUUCACUGCGUCUCACCUCAGCCUCCCCGAUGAUGAUCAGCAGAAGUCUGUGUCCUCAGAUGCGUUCCUGCUCCUCCCCGACCCGUACGCCCUCGACUGUCCCGUCUCAGAUCUGCAGGAACACACACCGGCGUCUGAGCAGACACGGGACAAACACACGGCUGUGUGUGUGCGGGAUCUGGCCGAGCAUACAGACGUCUCCAUUAACACCGAGCCAUACGUGUGCUUGGAGAGGAACAGCGGAGACAUGCUCCAGACGGAGAAGCAGAGGCGGCAGCUGUUGAAGGAGAUCCAGCAGAUGAAGGAGGAUCAUGAAGCUGUGCAGCAGAGGAGAGCCCAGGAGAUCUCAGCGCUUCAGGAGGAAACACAGAACAUCACUCUGAGCAUGCAGAUCGCCAGCACCGAGCUCAGCAUGUUCCAGCAGAAACUAGAGGAGGUGGUGAGGAGAGACCAGCAGGAGAAGAAGGAGAACCAGGAGACGCUCAAGACACUGAAGAUGCAGAUCAGAGACCUGGCAGAUUUACACGAGAGUCACACCAGGGACAUCAGUGUGAAGCAGGAAGAGUACGAGGCAGAGCUGGAGCGCUUCCUGGAUGUGAGUAAUCAGUGUGCGUCUGAGCGUCUGAGUCUGGAGGAGGAGAUCAAGCGCUUCAGAGACGCGUGUGUGAAGGCCCAGAGGAGAUCUCUAAUGGCUCAGCUGUGUGUCCUGCAGAGCAGACGUGAGCGAGCGCUGAGGCGGCUUCCGGAUUGAGUGUCUCUGAAGGGAAGAUGGUGAUCAAACACCUGACGGAGGCCUCACUCAGGUACGGCUCAC
Molecule: messenger RNA, 4507 nt
Organism: Carassius auratus (goldfish)
Lineage: Eukaryota; Metazoa; Chordata; Actinopteri; Cypriniformes; Cyprinidae
Product: E3 ubiquitin-protein ligase TTC3-like
Molecular function (GO): protein binding
Source: RefSeq, a predicted model, not a curated record